Molecule: messenger RNA, 651 nt
Organism: Ipomoea nil (Japanese morning glory)
Lineage: Eukaryota; Viridiplantae; Streptophyta; Magnoliopsida; Solanales; Convolvulaceae
Exons: 1
Coding region: 1-651 (216 amino acids)
Source: RefSeq, a predicted model, not a curated record
AUGACCCUGAUCGAUGACUUCAACGACGCCUUGGAGGACUGCCAGCUUGUCGACCUGAGCAUGGUAGGCAGUCGUUUCACUUGGGAAAAGGGGCGUGGAACUGAGACGUGGGUGGAGGAGCGGCUAGACAGGGCGGUGACGACGACAGACUGGCUAGAUGUGUUCGAAGAAGCGGUGGUGUACAACCUGCUAACUAUGUCCUCGGACCACAAUGCGUUAGUGCUCGACGUGGAGGCGAGAACUGUCCGUGCGUCCAAAAGGAGUUUCAAAUUCGAAUCUGCCUGGCUUAUGGAGGAGGGAUGUCACAAGGUGGUGGACAAUUCAUGGCGCUGUUCUUUAGGGAUGAGUUUUCAACAGCGUGUGGAGGUGUGUGGACAUCAGUUAUGGAAGUGGGGUGGUGAGCAUUUCCGCCGUUUUGGGAAUCGCACAAAGUUACUCCGCAAUAGGUUGGAGGUUCUCAGGGACUCACGUGUGGCGCAGGACAUUUCCGAAUAUUUGAAUGUUGAAGGAGAACUGCUCACGUUGAUGCGUCAAGAGGACUUAUUCUGGAAGCAACGUUCCAAGCAAUUGUGGUUGCAGCAUGGCGACCUCAAUACCAAGUUUUUUCAUAAAGUGGCUACUGUGCGGCGGCGUAAGAAUCUUUUACUCUGA